UACGCCGUGGAAUGAGCGCAAAGCAAACAAGGUUAGCUUUUCAUUCGCUCGAUGAGGUAACCUCGAGACGGGCGUGCGAUACGUUCGAACGGGCAUCGCGUAAAAAAAUUGUAUACAAACAGUACACGUAUAUCGCAAAUCAGCCGGUGUUAAAAAACAAGUGUUGUUUUAAUAAAGUGAUUAAAUAAUUAUCGUGUGUGGUUAAGUUAAAUGUAGUAGGGUUAAAUAUGACAAGUGUGUUGAAAAAAUCACGGGGUUCUAAGGGGAAAUCGGAGUCGAUGCAAGAGGAUCUUCCGUCGAGAUGGUGUGGCCGGGCAGACAAGGAAGAUGUUGGGAAGCUGAUUAAAUACAUCGACGAGAAUGUUAUUGGCAAGGGGAAUUCGUUCUGCGGACCUUUCGGACGACGUAAAGUUGUGUACUGCGACUACAGCGGUUCGGGACGUGCUCUGCAGUGGAUAGAGGAGUACGUGGCGCUCGGCGUGCUCCCGGCGCACGCGACUCGUUGCACCGCGCUCUCAAUCACGUCGGGACAGAGCGAGAUCUAUCGGUCAGAAUCAAAAGAGAUAAUCCGCAAGUCGGUGGGCGCGAGUGAGGAGGACGUGGUGGUGCUCGGAGGGUCUCUGAGCCGCUUCCUGCGCGCGCUGCGACCUCAGCGGGUCGCGCUGUUCGUGUCCUCCCGGGAGACGGACGGACAGCUGGCGCCGUGGAGGGAGUGUGAUGCUGAGAUAAUCAAGAUCCCAGAAACGAAGGAAGGGUUCAUUGACCUCAACAACUUGGAGCUGAAGCUUCAAGAGAACACAGGCACUGGGAAGCGUAUGAUAGGAUUCUUCCCAGCUGCUUCGAAGUUAACGGGAGUUUUGGCUGAUGACGUAGCAACUACUUUACUGCUGCACCAAUAUGGAGCCUGGUCCUUCUGGGACUAUACGUUGGUAGCACCCACAUCUGCAGUGGAUAUGAACCCUACGUUUUUGGGAGUGGAGGAUGAGAUGGUGAAGAAGGAUGCUCUGUUCUUCAACUGCGAGAAGUUUGUGGGUGGUGUUCAGGGGCCGUACGUUGCGGUGGUGAAGAAGGAUGUUUUCAAGAAUUCCUCGUUGUAUUCUGAUGAUGUAGAGGUGCUGGCAGAGAGGAUAGAAGAACAGAGAUGCACCGAGGCAGUGAGAGCUGCAAUCGUUAUGCAGUUACGUGACGCGAUCGGUGUGCAAAACAUAGCUGAAAAGCAAGAUCAUAUAACUAGACAAGUGUUAUCUCACAUCAAAAACAUCCCCGAGCUGAUACUCCUCGGGAGCGAAUCCCGCACCAUGAGGCGGCUGCCAAUAUUUUCCCUCAUGGUGAAGCAUCCUCGAGGAACGUUCCUCCAUCACAACUUCGUCUGCGCCAUACUCAACGAUGUCUUCGGGAUCCAGGCGAGAGGUGGACUCAACAGCAACUUGAGCUACGGGGCUGAUAUCCUGGGGAUUGAUGAGAAGCUUCUCAAGGAGUAUGAGAAACUGUUGGAUGUGGAAGCACAAAAAGAAAUAGCAAGAGUUCGCAAAAUUAGUGUUGUGAAAUCACCAGAAAUACCAAUACACAAUGAGCAUCUCAGACCGGGCUUCUGUAGAGUCUCUCUGCCUUUCUUCAUGUCAGAGAACGAACUGGCAUUCGUCUUGGAAGCCCUCAAAAUGGUAGCUACUGAAGGCUGGAAGAUAUUACCACAGUACGUCGUCAAUUCGGAAACAGGCCAAUGGAAACACCAUGCGUGCUCUGUUCUUAGAGAUAAGAAAUCGUUGUACUCGUUGAGGUUCCAUGAUGGGCAGAUAACAGCACAUGAGAGGCGAAUUUCGGGUCCUGGAAUAUUUCCACACACGCACACGGAAUGUUUGCAAACGGCGAGGAAUCUGUUUAAUAGAGCCAGAAAAUUGGCAAUGAAAUGUUCAACAGCGGAACCCGAAGUCGGUUUCAAUCCAAAAAUAGAUUAUUUAAGAUGGUUUAUGUUGCCAAAGGAAGCACACGAUCUACUGUUGGGCAAAUCUGCUAAUGUCAAACAUAUUGUACCGUUUGAUCCCUCCGGUUAUACAGGGGCAAGAAAGAGCUUAAACAAUGUAUCUAGUAGAUCUUCCAACACCUCAUCACCCAUUUUAGGUUCCUCAGCAAGACAUUUAAGUCUAUCAGCUAUUGAUGAUUGUCACUUGUUUAGAUUGAAUCAAAAAAAAAAGUUCUACUCGAGAGAAUGUAGUUUGAAAGAAAUGUCGAAAGAGGAGGCCACUAAACUUACGCCUCACCCUGUGCAAUUUGCAGUUGGUGAAUCAGUAUCCCCUUUGCGUAUAGUUCCCCAAAAUACAAAACCACUCAUGAGAUUAAGGUGCUACUCUUUAGGAUCAGAUAUACCACAGGUGCCGUUAAGUGCUCAAGCGAAAAUGAAUCUUGGACUCAAGGAAGCGAGUCCAAAUAACACAGAAAAAGUGAGCAGCUUUUGUCAUUGUGGCAGUCAAACUGAUUUGCCUUCCCUGGAUGACGUUAUAAUAUCAACCAAUAAAAAAGGUUCAUAUAGUACGCAAAGCAGUACCUCAAUAUCGGAUUGCAGCCAAAUAGGUCGCUCAUCACCCACUCCUUCAAUCACAUCUCACACUUCUGAAGACAUUCAAGCGUAUGUUAAAGAGAUGACAAAAGAAAUAGCAACGGAGAUCAAAUCGGAAAUCCGGGAAGUGAUCUCCAAAGUAGACGACAUUUUAGAAAAUUCCGAUUCCCUCGAACAGUCUAAUUUAAGUAUGACGUCACAGUCUAGUCAGAGUGAUAGGAAUUCUGUGUCAGUUAUAGAUGUAGCAGAGUAUUUAAUGGGGGUGUCCAAAGAAAUGGCUUCGGAGGUGAAACACGAAAUCCGAGAGAUGGUUAACAGAGUUGAUGAAAUGAUUUCUCCAGAACUCACUGGGGCGGGUUCGAGAAGAAGUUCUCCUCCUCAGCCUGUAAGAAAAAGAAUAGGGUCUGGUCCUGAAUUAGGUUUGGAUUUGAAUAGAGUGAAUUCUUCGCAGCAGUUAAAGAAAUGCUCGACUAGUCCAGUACUCCAAACACAGUAUGACGAGGAAGAAAGGGUAUGCAAGAGAUCUCCGACCACACAAUCACCUAAAUCAACACAAUGUACACCUUUACACGAAGCAUCAGGACCUAAUAGCAUAUCAUUUAACUCCAGCGAAACAUCCACACCAGAUACCAUAAUUCAAGUAGUAACUACUAACCAAAAUUCCCCUGUCCUUCCCAAAUCUUUAAGCUCAAAUAAAUUGUCAGAUGACGAAGUUAGUUGUACAGAUGUAAUUUGUAGACACUGUUGUAUUAAGAAGACUUGGUGCCAAAAUACUUCGGUCAGUUCUCAAGACAGCGGGAUCAAUAUGAACUUCACUGACAACGACUCGUAUCUAGAUUAUGUAAAAUGGCGAACUUCUUCAGAUCCGACGACCAACAAAGUGCGCAAGCUACAGGGCAGACUGCGCAUGUGCCAUAGACACGAGAAGAGUGAAGUGCCCGACAUCAUCGAAGGUGUACCGGUCUGUAACGCUGACCAGACGCGGUCGUACAAGACGUUCAGUGAAACGGAUCCUGGACGAGUCGUCUUCCAAAUACCGGAUGAUGAGAGACAAAACCGCAACACCACGUCUGCAACGGACUCCAAGAGGUCCAGCAGAUCGUCCAACGCGUCGUCCAGCUGUUCUGACCGCAGUUCCAGGUCCAGCGGCUACGGUACUGAUGGACAAAGGACUUCUAAUGAUGAACAGUUCUACGACCGGAGUGAGUCGGAAUGCCGCUUCAAGGCGGACUGCUGUUGGGAGGAGGAGCCGGACGACAGCAGCGCUUGCAGCGACACCUCACUCACCGACUUCACUUUCGACGACGAGGGCAAGUGGCACUGCCCGCCGAAGGACGUUUGGAAAGCUACUGUUGAGACUAUUCAAGAAUACAACAUGGUCAGACCGGGGGACAAAGUCUUGAUCUGCGUGUCCGGGAGUCGGGACUCGAUAGCGUUGCUCCACACCAUGCAUCAGUACCAGUUCUACGCCAGGUCCAAGGGAAUACACUUUAGCAUAGGCGCACUCUUUAUACACGAGCCUCAGACAGAUGUGGACCCUCUACAUGUGAUGGCGUAUUGCAGAACUCUGGGAGUCAAGUUUAUUUACCAGGACAAAUUGAACCACGAUGAGAUUGAGAGACAAAAUAGCGGACCUAAAAGCCCAGAACUCCACCGCUGGUCCUCACACGCGGUCCGACGGCGCAUGUACAACGCAGCAGCUGCACAUGGAUACGGGGUUGCCGCUAUAGCUCAAAACUUGGACCAUGCUGCUAAAGCGUUCCUUGCUAGUGCACUGUAUGGUGGCGCUUUGAGGAGCAUUAAAGCGCACUAUCGAGUCAGAGAACACAACAUCCGUAUCAUUCGGCCAUUCAUAUACGUCCGAGCGCGUUCCCUAGAAGCGUUCGGAUGGUCGCGCGCGCUACCGCAUUUUGGGCACCACGCGCCCGAGUCACCGCCCACUGAUACUGAUGAAAGCAAACCUGAAUUGCUGAAUCGCUCAGCCUCCGAACCGUGUGGGACAACAGAGGACGUUGCUCUCGAAGGUCAGCUGACUGAGUCCAUAUCUGGCCCGUUAGCGGAGACCCUGGUGGACCCUCUGGCGGCGGCACAGGAACUGCUGAGUGGCCAGGAACGCUUGCAUCCGUACAUCUUCGCCAGUUUGAAGAGUGCUCUCCAUCCUCUGAUAAGUGCACGAAACAUUGAAAAAGAUCUAAAAGAAAGCAGACACAGAAAGAAAUCUGUGAUACAAAUGAAAAAUGGCGCACCAGUGUACGAUUCAGAAGAAGGCACGGAAGAGGAAUCCGUGACAUAGACAUUACAGAACUUUCCCGCCAAAAAUGUAACCUCUGUAUUGCCAUAUUAAAAAAAUAACAUCUAAACUAAGAUGACUUCGAUUUUCAGUAUCAAGUAGUGAGACGUUCACUGGACUCUUAUUGAUUUUUUUUAUAGAAAGUUUUAAGGAAUGCUUUUAUAUGAAUCAAAAUAUUUUGAAUAAAUACAUUUCCACCCAAAAAACCAAGUUAAGUUAUAUUGGUUAAUAAAAAUUAGUUUUUUUUUUGACGACAAAGUAAAACUUCUUUACACACGCUUGACUUGAGGAGUUGGUGUAUGAAUCCGUUACGAAAAUUGUAAUCAGGCGAUGCGUGAUGCCGUACAGGCAUAGUAAAACAGUGUUUGUUAUUUUAAACUACGAAUACGUUCUUAGAGAACUUUGAAACAAUCCCUUUUUGUACUGCUGCUCAAACAAUUUCGUCAAUAUGACAAUGCAAGCGCAUCACGCAUUACCUCCAUUUCUUAUACAGCAGUCUAUUUUAAAAUGUUGAAGUAGAUACGUUGGACUUGUUCUCAUCUAAAUAGCCGUGUUUGCAUAGUAUGCAUCUGUAUUAAUAUGGUGGUUUAUGAUCGAGUUGUGAUUACUCGUUGAUUAAAAUUGCAAUUUAUAUUAUAUCCUAACCCCCACAUUCAUACGGACUCGAAAUUAAACCUCAUUUUUCUCCAAAGUAAAAUUUACCUGAUCACUACUGCUUAAAGUUUACUUUGAAGAAAUUAGAGAUUUAAAUCCUAAUCCAUAUUUAUAAAUAAGGCCGUUAGUGUUUUUAUUAAACGUCGUUACGUCAUAAUAAUCGAAAUAGCCUGUUUUUAUUUUAUGAAGUAUAAGGGCCCGCCAAGACAAAGUGUUCUGUGUUUUGCGUUCUGCGCAUUACAUGUACAUUACAGAGAACUUAGAACGUAGAGCACAAUCUCCUUAUAUACGUGGGUUCUGAUUUUAAAAUAUCCUUAUAACUUUUUACAUUAUCGUGUCCAAUUUUCCCAUUUUUGGAAUUAUGUACUUUAUGUUUACCUAUCUAUUUAAUCUUAAUCUAAAUAUGAUGUAUUUCAAUUGAACAAUAUUAUGCAAUGUUGUCCGGCUUUCUAGAGUUUAUAUAGGCCCUUUAUUGGCAUGUUAUUUUAUAGUUAUUUUGAGUGUUGCCAUAAUGAAAUGUUAAUUAGUAGUUUAUGGUAUGGAAAUAAAAACGAAGUGCAUUUGUUACAGUCUGGUAGAGUUGUAUUUAAUGUUAAUCAAUUAUAAUAUAUUUUUCACUGUUGUAUCCGUGUUGAAAUUCUAUAUUAUAAAAAGUUUAUUUAUCGUGAUCAGGGACUUGUUUCUAUAAGGGAUUGAAAACAUAAAUACAUUGUGCAAUUUAGAACGUCAUUUUUGACACCUGUUUAGACAAGGACUAAGUUUUACAUUAUAUUUUUGCAGCCACAAGCUUAUGAUUUUAAUAUCUUAGUGAAACAUGAUCCUAUGUAGACAAAGCAAAUGCAUAUGAUAUAAUUUUAUAAGGAACAUAUUUUAUUAAAGGCUAUAAGCAUACUUGAAAUGUUUGUUAAAGUAAUAACUGUUAUAUUUUGAUAAUUAUUAAAACUUAUUUUAUUAACGAUAUAUUAUGUAAUUAAUUAGAUUUACUCAUCAUUAUUAUACUGAGACACCAAGAAAACUAUUUAGUGUUUAUACAAAUAUGAAAGUAGAUUUAUAAAAUGCAUUAAUUUUUAUGAUUCUAAUAUACAGAGCAGGCGUUAAAUAGUUGUUAAAGAAAUCAAAGAAAAAAAAAUAUAAUAUAAGCAAUAAUGCUAAUAAUACUUACCUAUAUUUAGUAGUACCAUUCAAGGAAAUGUCAUUUGAAUCAAAUGUCAUCCAAUCACGACACCAUUUAUAAUUACAUUGCUAAAUUUCAUUCUUUUCCUAUCUAAAAGUUGAUAAUAAGAUUGGAAAACAUUUUACCGAAUUAUAUUUACUGAAAAGUAAUUUUUAAAAUUCAGUCCGGAAAAUAUCUGGGUAAUAUAGUCCUUAGAAGGACUAUUAAGUAUACUAGUAAUACUGUCUUUAUUUUUCAAAUAACCUUAGUAUUUUUUAAAACUUAUAGUAUUGAUGAAAUUUGAUUUGCACUAAAAUUUCGUAGCUUUUGCUGAGCGCAGUCUCUUAAGUAGAAGUAGUGGUAGAAAUAAGUUAUUUUUGCACUGGCAACAUUAACAUGUAGACGCCAUUUUGAUAAAGCAAAAUAGUUUUUACAUGGUAAUGUUCAGCAUUUUCUUAUAAAAACUCAAUUGCGUAUUUUUAAGUAACGUAUGCUGUGAAAAUUUUCUCAUGUUUCAUUUUGUAAUACUUGUAUGUGACGCCAAUAUUUUUGUAUUAUCGCUUAAUAUUAUAAUAAAUUCCUAUAUAAUAUUAUUGUCUAGUGUAAGUGGAGUCCCAUACGUUGCUUCCAUGGUAAUCAUAACCGUAUAUACAAAGUGUCGUAAAAUAAAGAUUUUUUGAUGUA
Molecule: messenger RNA, 7335 nt
Organism: Bicyclus anynana (squinting bush brown)
Lineage: Eukaryota; Metazoa; Arthropoda; Insecta; Lepidoptera; Nymphalidae
Exons: 17
Coding region: 228-4847 (1539 amino acids)
Source: RefSeq, a predicted model, not a curated record